UCGCUGCGAAGUCACUUUAGGGAAACGCUCACAGGAGGUGGCAGCACUUUUGAGUUUUGGUUCAGCUAAGACCACAGGCUGCCUUCUCUUCUCCGGAGAAUCGGCUCCAUACCGAGGCUCAGACAUGGCGGAGACAGGAGGUCCAAGUGCAUACGGCGCUGCGCUGGCUGGAGGAGGCUUUGACUUCUACAAGUUCGUCCGACAGCCGCAAACCAUCGUGCGGCUGCUCAGCUGGGUGUUUGCCUUGGUGGUAUUUGCCUGCAUCACCACAGAGGGGUACAUCAACUCUGCUACCAGUGCCGAGGUGAAGUGCAUCUUCAACCAGAGCAACUCGGCAUGUCAGUAUGCUGUGGGUAUCGGGGUGAUUGCUUUCCUGGUCUGCGUGGCCUUCCUCAUGCUGGAUGUUUACGUGCCCUUUAUGAGCAACGCCCAGGACAGGAAGUACACCGUCAUGGCAGACCUUGGUUUCUCAGGGGUGUGGACCUUCCUGUGGUUUGUGUGUUUCUGCCUCUUGGCCAGCCAGUGGGCGCGCACUCAUGAUGUCAGGGCGAUCCCCGUGGAUGCAGCGCGUGCCACCAUCGCCUUCUCGUUCUUCUCCAUCGCCACAUGGGGAAUCCUGACCUACUUCGCUCUGGGCCGUUUCCGUCGGGGCGUCGAUGAAGUCAGCGUUCCCACCUACACUGAGCCAACUCCGGACCUCAACACCCCCUACCCCCCCACCUAUGCUCCCACCUCCUACAACCCCACCACGUACACCCCCACCACCUACAUCUACCCCAGCAACAUGCCCGAAUCGCAGAAGCAGCCCCCCUUCACCUCAAACCUCCUGCCGCAGGGAGAAACCAGCUACUUGCCGCCCAAAUACUGACGCAGCGAGGAGGUGUUUGUGGAUGAUGCACCGCUCAGGGUCAUCCGCAGGUCAACGGGUUAUUGCUGCGCUGCACAGACACAGAGCUCUAUCAUAUUGAUGUGGUUUAACAUUCAAUUCAACACACUGUUCAAAGUACCUGGGAGGGCCUGAGCCGUACAGGGGCACAUGCUGUUUACAUCAACAGGUCUAAGAUCAGAUCAGAAGACAUUUGAGAGGCUUGAGCAACGUGACCCUUUGAUUUGUGUGCAAAAGCAACGCUUAACUCAGAUGGGCUGAACCUGCGGGGGGAGGUGGUUUUGCAGUGUAAAGAAUCCUAAAGAGGAAGAACAAUCAGUGUGGAAGACCCCAAUGUGUAUUUCUCUUUAUUUUAAAGACUGUAUGGUUAUGUGCCAUGUUCUUUUGUUUUUGUGGAUGAUUCUUUUUCUUUAAAUGACUCAAAAAGCUAUAGUAAUAUAAUUUACCAAAUGGGUGAUGAGGUUUGUGGAGAAAAAAGCUAAUUGGGUUAUGUUUUAUAACCAUGGACUCUGUAAAAGUAAUACAAAUACUGUAAGUCAUCAGAAAUGGUUUUCCUUUCCUUUGCUGUCUAAACGAAUUUAAACCAUGAAGGUCGAGCAUUUCCACCAGUCUGACCAUACUAACUCUAACAGAUGUGUGUUGGUGAAACAAAGGUUUACAUUUGUGUACACUGACUUUUAAACUUGCAGCUAACUUUCAGAUAGAGAGGGAGGAGCUUUAAGAGAAUGCAGCACUUAUUUAACAGGCCUAUCCACUGAAGGCUUCCUUCUGCACUCUUCUGUGCAGCGUUUUGUCCUCAAUAGCCCGAAUCCCCUCUAUCCCUUUGGUUAAACACUGACAUUUUCAGUUUUCUGAGCUCUGAUGGGUAUCUGCAGUUUACAGGUUGAAAUUGAAUAAUCACUGGCCACCCCCUUAAAAUACAGGACUGUGAAUCUCUCUGGUUUUCAGUUUCAGUUAAUUUGCUUUGUGCCUGACAGGUUUGUGUGCUCAUUUGAGUUCCUUGAAGCUGUAGUUAGACCUAUUAAUAGAUUGUGGUAUUUGAGUCAUCUGUGCAGACACAUUGUAGAUACUGGUUCUUUUUUUUUUUUUUCAUAAAAAAUGUUCAGAGAUGGUUUAAAAACAACUUGCAUAUAGGAAGAUACAACAGACACAGGACAGUUCAUCUUUUAAAUAAAUUAGUUAAAGCACCCUGCAAAGGUGUCCUUGCACCCCAUAAAAUUCUGUUAAAAUACUCUGAAUCUUGUGGUCGUAACGUGACAAAAGAGGAAUACUUUUAGAGGGGUCUGUAACAACACAAAAUGGAGAAAACCUCAGUCUCCAAGAGUUAGUUUUGGUUGAGUAAUGAGAUGGAUUAAGGGAGAAAUGAACGUUCAUUCUCUCUUCCUCUAACACCUGGGAGCACCUUCCUCAGGGCAAUAACAACUAAGAGGAGAAGCAGUGUCUGUAUUUUCUGCCUUAGUGGGAGGACUGUAACUUUAAACUGGUUUUUGAACCUAAGGGGACUGAGUCUAAAAUGUGAUUUAAAAUCUUGUGGGAACAUUUAGGUUGAAGCAGCUGUGAAUCAGAGUUGCAUUUAGUGUGACAUGCUGAAUAGUUUUUGAAUCUAUGCAUAAAGUUAAUCUGACAUCUGAAACAGCUUUUUUUGAUUACCCACUUUGAAUUACUUCUCUCCCCAACCCCAACCAUGCUGUAAAUGAUGUUGGGCUAAAAGAGAUGAGGUCAAGGAUUUGUGAUUUCCUGCAUAAUUGAAGAAAAUGGUCCUAUGAUCUCUGAAAUCCGUAUGAAUAUUGUUUGAAUCUUGCUUUAAAAUAAUAAACAAGUGAUUUAUGAAUGGAAAACAUCA
Molecule: messenger RNA, 2729 nt
Organism: Girardinichthys multiradiatus
Lineage: Eukaryota; Metazoa; Chordata; Actinopteri; Cyprinodontiformes; Goodeidae
Gene: syngr2b
Product: synaptogyrin 2b
Exons: 4
Coding region: 125-868 (247 amino acids)
Cellular component (GO): neuromuscular junction; synaptic vesicle membrane
Source: RefSeq, a predicted model, not a curated record